Molecule: messenger RNA, 2865 nt
Organism: Parus major (Great Tit)
Lineage: Eukaryota; Metazoa; Chordata; Aves; Passeriformes; Paridae
Gene: ATG9B
Product: autophagy related 9B
Exons: 13
Coding region: 331-2580 (749 amino acids)
Biological process (GO): protein localization to phagophore assembly site; autophagy of mitochondrion
Cellular component (GO): autophagosome; phagophore assembly site
Source: RefSeq, a predicted model, not a curated record
GCAGCGUGGCCUGGGGGACAGCGGGGGGGGAAGUGUUGGGGUCCCUCAGACUCCGGGGACCCUCCCGGGGAGCCCCGAGAAGCCGUGCAGGGUCACGGCAGGCUCUGGCACUGGCCUGGCCGGUGGGACAGGAAGGGCCGGUGGCACCUGCGGUGUCACCUGCCCGCGGCCAGGGCCAGCUCAGGCCACCCGAAUUCGGGGCACGCGGGCGGCGCUGCGGGACCGGAGCGGCAUUUCCUGUGCCUCACACCUGCCCCGACCCCCUCCGCCCCACACCUGCCCCGCGGCGGCCCCAUCUCCGUGGCAGGUGCUCACGUUCCCCGGCAGGUGAUGGCGGAGCAGGGAGAGGAGGACCGGGAGUACCGGGAAUACCGCCGGCUGGAGGAUUGUGAGGAGGACUCGCCGCCCGGCGAGGAGGAGGAGGAGCAGCUGCUGCUGCACGUCACUGAAGGACCGACAGACUCGUGGCACCACAUUAAGGACCUGGACAGUUUCUUCACCAAGAUCUACCAGUUCCACCAGAGGAAUGGCUUUGCCUGCGUCCUGCUCUCGGACGUCCUCGAGCUGGUGCAGUUCCUGUUCGUCGUCACCUUCAGCACGUUCCUGCUGUGCUGUGUCGAUUACGAUGUCCUGUUCGCCACCCGCCCCCUCAACCACAGCCACGUCCCCGAGCGCGCCAAGGUGACGCUGCCCGACGCCGUGCUGCCCGCCCCGCAGUGCGCCCACAGGUGGGCAGGGGGACACCGGGGGACACUGCAGGAGCUGUGCAGGGCUCUCGCUGCUGCGGGUGACGCGAGGGGUCCCAGCGGUGUGGGUGACACGCGUGUCCCCAAAGGGUCGGUGGCGGUGGGCGGCUACCGCUGCUGCUGCCUUUGUGGCCACACAGAGGGCCCGGUGCCACCAGCGUGGCUCUGUGGGGGCCAGGGCACCGCUGGUGUGGCUGCCCGGGGUCCUGGUGCUGUGGGACACGUGUGUCCCCAGCAGUCUCUGAGACAGCAGAUGGCCACGAGGCGCUUGGUGGCACUGGUGACGCCUGUGUUUCUGCAGGCCUUGUGGCAGCGGGUGGCAGCUGUCUGUGGAGGGUUUGUUGGCACUGCUGACACUUGUGUCCCCACAGGCUCCAUGUCAGCAGGUGGCUUCUGGUUCUGCUGGCACUGGGUGGCCAACCUGGCGCUGUGUCCCUGCGUGCUGGGCUGGCGCCUGCUCCUCGCCUUCUUCAGCUACGCCGAGGGGCUGAAGCGGGCUCCGGGCAGCCUGGGCGCUCGCCGCUGGUCGCUCUACGCCCGCCACUACCUGCGCCACUUCAACGAGCUGGGCCACGAGCUGCGGGCGCGGCUCGGCCGCGGCCACGCGCCGGCCACCAGGUACAUGGACUCGUUCAGCAGCCCGCUGCUGGCCGUGCUGGCUCGCCACGUCGGCUUCUUCGCCGGCUCCGUGCUGGCCGUGCUCAUCGUGCUCACCGUGUACGACGAGGACGUGCUGACGGUGCAGCACAUCCUGACGGCCAUCACGCUGCUGGGGCUCGUGGUCACGGUGGCCAGGUCCUUCAUCCCGGACGAGCACGCGGUGUGGUGCCCGGAGCAGCUGCUGCAGCGCGUCCUGGCUCACGUUCAUUACCUGCCCGAGCACUGGCAGGGCCGCGCCGGCCGCGCCGAGACACGAGCAGAGAUGGCGCAGCUCUUCCAGUACAAGGCUGUUUUCAUCCUGGAGGAGCUGCUGAGCCCCCUCGUGACACCCCUCAUCCUCAUCUUCGCCUUUCCCCCCCGCGCCCUCGACAUCGUGGACUUCUUCCGCAACUUCACGGUGGAGGUGGCGGGGGUGGGCGACAUCUGCUCCUUCGCGCAGCUGGACGUGCGCCACCACGGCAACCCCCAGUGGCUGUCGGAGGGACACACGGAGGCGCCCCCGGAGCGUCAGGCGGAGCACGGGAAGACGGAGCUGUCGCUGAUGCGCUUCGCCCUGAGCAAUCCCCGCUGGCGGCCGCCGCCGCCCGCCCGCCGCUUCCUCGGCCACCUCCAGGCGCAGGUGACCCGGGACGCGGCCGCCGCGCCCCCCCCGCGGCCCCUGCUAGCCGAGGGACCGCUGGCCGCGUCCCUUCUGUCCGAGGACUCGGCCCUGGCGCCCGAGGGGCUGGUGGCCAGCGUGUUGGCGGCCAGCGGGCUGCUGGCCCGGGAGCCGCGCUUUGGGCAGCCCUGCAGCACGGCCAGCGCCACCGCCAGCCUGCUGGCAUCCCUGCGGAACCCCCUGGGGACCCCGCCCUGCAGAGCCCCCGACAGCCCCGGGGAGCAGCACAGCCCCGAGGACAGGCCGGCGCUGAGUGAGUCGCGGCUGCGCAGCCUGAGCCGCUCGGCGCUGCUGGCCGAGGUGGCCUCGGCCGAGAUGAGCCUUCACGCCAUCUACCUGCACCAGCUCCACCAGCAGCAGCAGCAGCCGCAGGGCCCCGGCCCCCAGCCCGCCGGGGCACCCAAACACCCCUUCGUGACCACAGGCUCGGCUGCCCGGGCCUCGCAGCUGCGGGAGAUGCCGCUGGGCGGGUGGGCCGAGGAGGAAGAGGAGGAGGAAGAGGAGACGAUGACGUAGCCGGACCCAGCUCUGGGUCCUGGUUGUGCCGAGACCCCCCCGGAGGUGCCGGGGGAGCCGCCAGGGGCACAGUGGGGGGCUCGCCGUGCCCACUAUGCUGCCAGGGCCAGGGGGGUCCUGUCGGUGGGAGCCCCCCCUCGGGGCGUCCCUCGUGCCCCCACUGCGGUGCAGGGCCAGGGGUGCUGCCAGGGCCCCGCCCGGGGCUGCUUUUGGGGGGGCGCGGGGCUGGUGCCCCCCGUGGUGACCCGAACAGCAGCUGAAAUAAAGGUUUACAGAGGGGCUGUG